AGGUUAAAUUUAAUUUUACGAAUAGAACUCACACAGAUUUGGUUCGACAUUUACAAAAUUCCGCAGAAAAAUUUUUUAAUAUAUCUGAUAAUGGUCUUUUUGAUUGGUUAGCUUCCGAUACUGUCACUUUUAGAACAAUUUAUAAAAAUACUGAUACGGCUGCUUCUCAACAAAUUCGUUUCAAUAGAAGUUUAUCUUCUGAUGACGUUACUAUUACUUCUUCUUCUUCCUCUUCUAUGACACAACAACCAAAUUUAGAUCUUUAUCCAAUUAUAGAUGAAGAAGAGAUUGAACGUGAGUUAAAUGAAUUAUCUAAAAAAAUUACUUCUAAAUCAACUUUAAAAAAUUAUGAAUUAGAAAGAUUAUUUCAUAAUACAUUUCGAAGAAAGGAUUUGACUAUUACUAUUAGUAAAUUAGCUAAUGAAUACUUUGGUCAAAUACGAGAUGUUGUCACUUUUGUUGGUAGUGAUAAACCUUAUUCUGUUAUUGAGGAUAAUUUUAUGGAUUCAAAUUUGAUCGUUCGUAAUUUUGCUAGAUAUUUAUUUAAACACGCUGAACUUUAUAUCAAAAAUUGCGAAGCCGGAAUUGUAACGGAACUUGUUAAAAAUUAUAAAUUCGGAAUUAUCUUAACAUUAUGGAAUUUAAAUAACGUCAUUCUUUCGAUUCAUAAAUCAUAUCAAGUAUUAAUAGAUUCUGAUGAAGGUUUUAAAAAAAUUUUUCAAUCACAAAAAUCAGAUUUUACGAAUUAUUUAUCAAUCUUGGAUAAAAUUCUUAUGGAUUUAUUGAUCAUUUUAUGUGAUGUGAUUGAUGAGGAAAAAUAUGAAAAACUUCAACGACGACUCGAACAAUUUGUUAAAGCUGCGGAAGAUUUAAUGACAGUUGUUAUGAUUAUUAAUAAUGAUUGUAAUAAAGAAUUAGAAAAAUUAGAAGAUAAAAAGCAAGAUUUAUCAUAUAAAGUAAUUACCGCUGCUAUUACAAUCGGAAUUACUGCGUUAGUUAUAGGUGGUGGAUAUUUGUAUAAUAAAAAUAAUAAACAGAGAUCGAGAUCCGAAAAUAAAGAUAACGAGAAAUAUGAGAAAUGGAUUGAAAAAGCAGCAUUAUGCGUGACAGGACUAACAGGAGUAACGACGACAGCAGUUAUGUAUAAUGCGUACUCGACUAGAUCAAAAUUACAAAAUUCUAUAGAAAAACAUAUAAGUAUUCUUGAAAAAUUACAAUCAACGUAUGAAGAUUUAAAAAAUUGGAAAAUCCUUGGUAAAAAAUAUAUUCUAAGGGAUAUCAAUGACAUGAAUAAUAAUAGGAUGACCUUGAUCGAUGAAUUUAAUAGAAUUAGAAAUCUAUGUAAAGGCCUUGAUGAUAUUUUCAAUUCAUUAGAUGAUAAAAAAUGAGGAAGCUGGUAAAGUUGAAAUUAGUGCUCCGAAUGAUACGAGUCGACCCGGGUUAAUUUGACCCGACUCGACUUUUAAAUCGGGUCGGUACUAACGAUUUUUAAUGACCCGUGACCCGCAUGACCCGCAUGACCCGACCCGCCGGGUCGGGUUAUAAAUUUCCUUGACUCGGGUUUGACCCGGGUUUGACCCGGAUCGACCCGGAUGGUUUUAAUUCUGGCAAAAUUAUAAUUUUGGCCAAAAUUAAGCCAAGAAUUAGUUUUAACAAAUAUUAACAUAGCUUAAUCAGAAAAAUAAAAAAAUUAACCUUUGGCUUUUGAGAAUAAUAUUUUUCUGAUAGCUUUAGAAUUCCAAUUUAUCUUUGA
This is a messenger RNA of Rhizophagus irregularis DAOM 181602=DAOM 197198, 1753 nucleotides long. NCBI's taxonomy places the organism in Eukaryota, Fungi, Glomeromycota, Glomeromycetes, Glomerales, Glomeraceae. The record is from RefSeq and is a predicted model, not a curated record.